Messenger RNA from Telopea speciosissima, 3482 nucleotides. Its product is annotated as DNA-directed RNA polymerase 3, chloroplastic-like. The transcript is spliced from 19 exons. Gene Ontology annotation, molecular function: DNA-directed RNA polymerase activity; DNA binding. The coding region runs from base 27 to 3059 and encodes 1010 amino acids. NCBI's taxonomy places the organism in Eukaryota, Viridiplantae, Streptophyta, Magnoliopsida, Proteales, Proteaceae. Gene Ontology annotation, cellular component: mitochondrial DNA-directed RNA polymerase complex. The record is from RefSeq and is a predicted model, not a curated record. Gene Ontology annotation, biological process: mitochondrial transcription.
UCUCUGAGCCUGACUAGUCUGCAUAGAUGGCUUCGACGGCCACAACCUUCUUCGCUUCUAGCCCUCGAGUUCGAGUCCACAAUACAUGGAGAAGACACCGAAGAAAACACAUGAACUCUCAGAAAAACUUGUUUUUCCUCCUCAAUUCAAGCUCAAACAUUCCAUUUCGCGGUUUGAAACUCGGUGAACCCUUAUCUUCUUUCCUUUUUCCAACUGGGUUUCAAUUGCCUAUAUUCAAUCCAGUCUUCCUUACCAAGUCUUCUCACUUACGUUCUAUCCAGUUCCCCACGUUAUCAGACUCAAUAGACGAUAAUCUCAUUGGAAACCUUGAAGAUGCCAUUAGUUUGCAGAGAUUCACAAAUGGAGUUCACCAAAUUCUGCCAGAAGAAUCCGUCGGGAGGAUCUUUUAUGACGACCCACCUUGGAUUUCUUCCAUUUUGUCGGCUACUCAGUUGAAGGGUCUUGAGGAGAGAGUUAAAGGUGGUGAGAAACAACGUUCAUAUUCUCAUGGGAUGGAGAAAAGCAAAUAUAAUGCGCUUCGGAGAAGGCAGAUUAAGGAGGAGACUGAAGCGUGGGAGAGGGCUGCAGCUGAGUACAGGGAGUUGGAGAGGGUGAUGUGUGAGAAGAAAUUGGCUCCUAAUUUACCUUAUGUGAAGUUCCUGUUUUUGGGUUGGUUUGAGCCUCUCAGGGAGGCAAUUGCUAAAGAACAGAGGUUGCAGGGUACGAAAAGGCAGAAGGCUGCUUAUGCUCCUCACAUUGAUUUAUUGCCGGCUGACAAGAUGGCUGUUAUUGUCAUGCAUAAAGUCAUGGCUCUGAUGAUGGUGACACCGGAAGAAGGGUGUGUUCGGGUUGUUCAAGCCUCUGUUCAUAUAGGAGAGGCCAUUGAGCAGGAGGUGAGGAUUCAUAGAUUUUUGGAGCGAACUAAGAAAUGCAAGACUGGUAAGAUGAUUGAAAGUCAUAAGCAUGAGGAUGUCAGUACGGAGCUGGAGAUUAUUAGGCAACGUGUUAAAAGAUUGAUGAAAAAGAAAAGGCUACUGGAGGUGCAAAAGCUGGUUAAAAGUGAGGAUGAUAUUAAGUCUUGGGGUCGGGAUGCCCAGGCUAAGCUGGGAAGCCGUCUGAUAGAAUUAUUAACAGAAACAGCUUUUGUACAACCUCCAGUUAGCCAGUUACCUGACGGCCCACCUGAAAUUCGUCCUGCAUUUAGGCACAGGUUUAAAACUCUGAUGAAGGAGCCAGGACAGAGUGUUGGAAAGAGGUAUGGAGUUAUAGAAUGUGACCCACUAGUCCUCAAAGGGCUUGACAGAACCGCUAGGCAUAUGGCGAUUCCUUACAUGCCAAUGUUGAUACCACCCAAAAAGUGGAAAGGGUACGACAAGGGUGGACACCUGUUCUUACCGUCAUAUGUGAUGCGUACUCAUGGAGCAAAGCAACAACAAGAUGCAGUUAGGAAUGUUUCUAGAAAGCAGAUGCAAAAAGUAUUUGAGCAUAUUCAGGCUCUGGAUACACUUGGAAACACUAGAUGGAGAGUGAAUAAAAGAAUACUUGACGUUGUAGAGAGCCUUUGGGCUAAAGGUGGGAACAUUGGAGGCCUUGUUGAUCGUGAAGAUAUUCCAAUACCAGAAAAGCCAAACUCGGAUGAUUUAAGUGUAAUACAGAAGUGGAAAUGGAGCAUGAGAAAAGCAAAGAAGAUUAACCGAGAGUUGCAUUCACAACGAUGUGAUACAGAGCUGAAGCUUGCUGUGGCUCGGAAAAUGAAAAAUGAUGAAGGCUUUUAUUAUCCCCAUAAUCUAGACUUUCGAGGUCGUGCCUAUCCCAUGCAUUCACAUUUGAAUCAUCUAAGUUCUGACCUGUGUCGUGGAGUUCUUGAGUUUUCAGAAGGACGGCCACUAGGGAAAUCUGGGUUGCACUGGCUGAAGAUACAUCUGGGAAAUCUGUAUGGUGGCGGUGUUGAAAAGCUUUCUUAUGAUGGACGCAUAGCUUUUGUGGAGAACCAUUUGGAUGAUAUCUUUGAUUCAGCAGAUAAACCUGUUGAGGGUAAUCACUGGUGGCUAAAUGCUGAAGAUCCUUUCCAAUGCUUGGCAGCCUGUGUUAAUCUGUCGGAGGCCUUAAAAAGCUCGUCACCACAGACUGUCAUCUCCCACCUGCCUAUUCACCAAGAUGGUUCAUGCAAUGGUUUACAGCACUAUGCAGCUCUGGGAAGAGAUAGUUUGGAAGCAGCUGCGGUAAACUUAGUUGCUCAGGAGAGGCCUGCUGACGUUUACUCAGAAAUAGCUUCUAGGGUUUUUGACAUCAUGAAAAUGGACUCAGAGAGGGAUCCUGCAACUAACCGAACUGCUUUAUUAGCUAAGGUCUUAAUUGAUCAGGUAGAUCGGAAAUUGGUGAAACAAACAGUGAUGACUUCAGUGUAUGGUGUUACUUAUGUUGGGGCACGUGAGCAGAUUAAACGAAGGCUGCAGGAGAAGGGUCAUAUCACUGAUGAUAGAUUGCUAUUCAGUGCAUCUUGCUAUGCUGCUAAAGUCACACUGACUGCUCUAGGAGAGAUGUUCCAAGCAGCACGUGCCAUUAUGGGAUGGCUUGCUGACUGUGCAAAGGUUAUUGCAUCAGAAAAUCAACCUGUGAGAUGGACGACUCCUCUCGGCCUCCCAGUUGUGCAGCCUUAUCAUAAAACAGAAAGGCAUCUUAUAAGAACUUCGCUUCAGGUUCUGGCUUUGCAGCGGGAGGGUGAUAUGGUCGACGCAAAAAGACAACGGACUGCAUUUCCUCCAAAUUUUGUACACUCUCUUGAUGGUUCACACAUGAUGAUGACAGCUAUUGCCUGCAAAGAUGCUGGCUUACAUUUUGUAGGAGUUCAUGACUCCUUCUGGACACAUGCAUGUGAUGUGGACAAAAUGAAUCAGAUCCUCAGGGAAAAAUUUGUUGAGCUUUACAGCAUGCCUGUACUUGAGAAAUUGCUAGAAAGCUUCCAGACAUCAUAUCCAACAUUGUCAUUUCCUCCCCUUCCAGACACAGGCAAUUUCGAUUUGAGAGAAGUUCUGAAGUCUCCAUAUUUUUUCAACUGACAGAUUAGUGAAGUUCCUCGUCUCACAAAACAGGACACACAUGUAGGGGAUUGAAGAAGUGCUGGUCCCAGUGUGGGGUGUGAAAAAUUCUCUGAUACUUUCACGAGAAUAACUAGAUUAUGGAUCACUAAGAAUCAGGCUGAACAUAAUGGACGGGAAAGGAGACGGAAGUGACACGCAGUGUAUAGGUUGGGAGAAAGGCUGGCCCAAUAUCAGGCUCUUUUUAAAGAAAACUUGUGUUUUGCUGUAACAUUCACCAAGUGACGUGAGAAGGUAGAGGAGACUGUUAUCCAAGGAAUGACCAACUCAGUUCAUUGAUGCCUUGGUGAUUUUGCAUUCAGUGAUGUGUCCAGGAGGAUUUUUUUGUAGAUUUUCCCCAAUCUAGUACUUAAAUUAACAAGGAAAGGUUGUUUCAACUUUCAA